GGUUUCAAAUCAAGAAAACCACCUGAUAAUCAUGUCACAAGUCAGAACCGAUGUGCGAUAUAAACUUCCUCGAAGAGAGUAACUUUCCUGGCAUCUACUUGCAUGUCUACAUUUGGCCUCGAAAUAUACAAUGUCAUUUUGUGAGUCUCGGUCUAGUGGGACUGUGAUUGUUUCACUUGUACUACCAUUCAUGCACGAAGGAGACUGCAAGCCUCAGCUUCUUGCCUAUAUUCGGUGGUUUAGAUAUACUUGAUGGCUAACCAACUACAAGCAAGUUUGUGUAUCAACCAAGUUGCGAUCUCUAUUUUCGCAGCCACUUUAAAUUUGAAACUCCGCAGCACGCCUUCCUCACCACAUCGACAGGCCACAUUAUCUCUAAACCACUGCUCAACUUUCCAAGAUGAAGCUCGUGAGAUUUUUGAUGAAAUUGAAUAAUGAGACAGUGACGAUCGAGUUGAAAAAUGGUUCGGUAGUGCAUGGGACUAUCACUGGAGUAGAUAUGCAGAUGAACACUCAUCUGAAAACUGUCAAAAUGACCACUCGUAAUCGUGAUCCAACAUCACUCGAUUCGUUGUCGAUUCGGGGUAACAAUAUUCGGUACUUUGUGCUCCCCGAUGCUUUGCCCUUGGACACACUGCUCGUCGAUGAUGCGCCCAAACCGAAGGGUAGAAAGAAAGACGAUGCGCGUGGACGAGGGAGAGGUAGAGGUGUAGUCGAACGUGCACGUGGUCGAGGAAGGGGUAGAGGCCGCGGACGAGGCUUCUGAGUUACCCGAAAAUAGCUUGUUUAUUUGUGGUCUCAGAUCCUUGUUGUUUGUCGCCAAGGCCUGGUUAAUUCUAGACUGAAUUGUGAAUUGUAUCGUUCCCAAGCUCAACCAGAAGGGGCCGUCAACAUGAUGCAAAACACAUACGACCAUCGAUUACCUGAGUCAUCUACAGUACGUACGUGUUCUUUCAGCCCUGUAGACUUG
Molecule: messenger RNA, 970 nt
Organism: Serpula lacrymans var. lacrymans S7.9
Lineage: Eukaryota; Fungi; Basidiomycota; Agaricomycetes; Boletales; Serpulaceae
Exons: 5
Coding region: 401-766 (121 amino acids)
Biological process (GO): spliceosomal snRNP assembly; RNA processing
Cellular component (GO): U2 snRNP; U4 snRNP; U12-type spliceosomal complex
Molecular function (GO): RNA binding
Source: RefSeq, a predicted model, not a curated record